GUAGACUUCCAAUUUCAGCAAGUCUCUGUCUGUGUCUGUCUUAAUACUGAAGACUUUUACUCUGAUCCCGAAAGGAGAACUCCCAUUGCUUAUGCAGGAGUAGGAGAGUCAAAUCGCUUCAAUUGAAUAUGUACAAGAAUCAGCUACAAGAACUUGCUCAGAGAAGCCGAUUCAAUCUCCCUUCAUAUGCUGCAUGAGAGAAGGUCCUGAUCAUGUUCCAAGAUUCAAAGCUUCUGUAAAUUUCAAUGGAGAAGUUUUUGUGAGUCCUACUUACUGCACCACUUUACGGCAGGCCGAGCACGCCGCGGCUGAAGUGGCUCUCAAUACCCUUUCUGCCAGAGGUCCUUCAAGAUCCUUAACAGCAAGAGUUUUUGACGAGUCUGGAGUGUAUAAGAAUCUCCUUCAGGAGACUGCUCACAAAGCUGGACUGGAUCUUCCAUUGUACACAACCAUUAGAACAGGUCCUGGUCAUGUUCCAGUUUUUACUAGUACAGUAGAGCUUGCUGGAAUGAGUUUUACUGGUGAAUCAGCCAAGACAAAGAAACAAGCUGAGAAGAAUGCUGCAAUUGCUGCCUGGUCAUCUUUGAAAACAAGUACAUUUUAUAUGUCAUUUAUUUCCUUUCUUAUCAAUUGUUCUAUACAUUGUUGAAUGUUUAAAAAAUAUUGAUUCUUCUGUGAGUGUCA
Messenger RNA from Olea europaea var. sylvestris, 684 nucleotides. Its product is annotated as double-stranded RNA-binding protein 3-like. The transcript has 3 exons. NCBI's taxonomy places the organism in Eukaryota, Viridiplantae, Streptophyta, Magnoliopsida, Lamiales, Oleaceae. Bases 194 to 649 code for a protein of 151 amino acids. Gene Ontology annotation, molecular function: double-stranded RNA binding. The record is from RefSeq and is a predicted model, not a curated record.